UGUGUUUCUUUCUCUCUUUACAAUGCCGCUGGGCGGCAUGUGAGAGGAGCAGACGCUUCUGCAUUCUCUGAAUAAAGCUAUGGUGUAUUGCUGUUAUUUUUGGUUUAGAAUAGAGCUUGAAUGAUGAUGAAAUUGACACUUAUUUAUCUACUGUAGCCUCGCUGGACUUUUCUUUCUACAUCAAACGUUUACAUCUAGUAAUUCUGUAAGUUCUUGGAGCUGAGGACCCAUGGCUCAACAACAACAGGAAGAUGGUUGGCCUCUUGGCCUUAGACCACUGAACGCAAGAGUUGGGUUUGUGAGAAACCGCAAUUUAUCCGGAUCAGUUUCUUUCAGUACUUUGCUCUCUGGUUCCCGCACUUCCCUCACAGACUCUUCUUCAGAUCUUGAAACUGAGUCCACUGGAUCUUUCUUCCAUGAGAAGAGCAUUACGCUUGGGAACCUCAUUGGUGUUUCUAACAUUCUGGAGCUCUCGCAAAGAUCGAUGAGGAGAGCAGCAACAGAAAGCUUAAGAGACCAGAAGAAUUACAAAUCCAAGACUUGGUUGUUUUCACUCUGCUCAAAGCUAAACACUGAUGCUGUGAACACAAACAACACUCCAUCUCUUGGUCACUUUCUUGAAGUGGAAAGGAGAGCUGCCAGCAAUUUUAGAAGGAAUCAGAAUGUAGCCAUCUAUGAACGUAAUGAUUUCUCAUCAGCGUCAAAUCCAAAUUCUCUACUUGCUGAUGGCCAAAUUGCAACUCAUUCAAAUGCUUCAUUAGGUACAGACAGUGAGACAGGAUCCAACAGAGGACUGUUGGAACAUGGAAAUGGAUCUGGAGCUCCAUUGUUGUUUUCAUGUAUCCGAGGACAACUUGUUGAACGAUGAAUUCUCAUUGAACGUGCUCUGUUUCAA
This is a messenger RNA of Mangifera indica (mango), 895 nucleotides long. RefSeq lists its product as uncharacterized. Lineage: Eukaryota; Viridiplantae; Streptophyta; Magnoliopsida; Sapindales; Anacardiaceae. Bases 230 to 868 code for a protein of 212 amino acids. The transcript has 3 exons. The record is from RefSeq and is a predicted model, not a curated record.